Messenger RNA from Klebsormidium nitens, 2647 nucleotides. NCBI's taxonomy places the organism in Eukaryota, Viridiplantae, Streptophyta, Klebsormidiophyceae, Klebsormidiales, Klebsormidiaceae. The record is from the annotation of a GenBank genome assembly.
GUCACAGCUUAUAUUGGCAAACGACCUUGUUUCCGACCCUGCGUUCGGUGAGCUAGGUUCAAAUAGUCAGCCCGUGAGCUGAUUCGGAAGCCAGGAGUUAUUCCAGCAGCAUUUGCAAACGCGACGCCAGAGCGCCUCUCGCGGAACCGCUGUUGGCCUCCUCUCUCCCUUCCGGAAUGGCGGCCCUCCGCGUGUUCCUUCUCGCUGCCGUGUGCAUCUUCGGCGCGGCUUCCGCGGAGCUCUUCGGUGCGCAGCCCGAUGGCGGUCUGUACAUCACUCCCGACGUGCUCAACAACUGCAAGUCUCUUCCCGGGACCGCUGCCGAUGGCUCUGGAAACGCGAUGCUCCUCACGGCGACAGGCUCGGUGACGGAUAUCAAGGAGGAGGGUACGGACUUGGGCGAUUGUUGCCCCCUUCCCUACAAGGGCACCCCUGCGAAAUUCACCCCGGACUCCAGCAAGCCCCUCAACGUCCGCCGCUCAUGGCUCGAGGUUCAGAACGACCCCGUCUACAUGGCUAAGCUGGCCAAGGGCUUCCAAAUGAUGAGGGAUCUGGAUGGCAACUCCAAGAGCCCCAACAGUCUCAAGAACCAGGCUAGGGUGCACUGCGUCCACUGCACGACUUCCAAGACCCAGGGCUACAUCCACAACGGGUGGCACUUCCUGCCGUGGCAUCGCGCCGAGAUCUACUAUUUCGAGCAGUCCAUGCAGUACUUGCUCCAGGACCCCACCUUCGCCAUGCCCUACUGGGAGUGGGACAACCCGGCCGGCACCUGGCUGCUCCCCCAGUACCUGGACAGCAAAUCCGCCCUGUGGGACAGCAAGCGUACCCAGAACCAGUCUGCGGGCAUCUCCCUCAUGAAGCGGUACAACUCCCCCGAGGAGACCUACAAGGCGAUGACCGGCAUCAAUGACCCGUACCUCUUCCACGGUCUGAACGACCCCACCGUCAGCAGCUACGGCAACCAGGGCACCCUGGAGAUCCUCCACGGGUGGCCCCACAGCGCGGUCGGCGCGCAGGCGCAGUUCCAGCCCGGCCUCGACCCGGAGCUCUUCCCCGAGUCCGGCACGUGCGCCACGUGCCGCUUCCACGACAUGGGCUCCUUCACCACCUCCGGCUGGGACCCCGCCUUCUGGUCUCACCACUACAACAUUGACCGUCUCUGGGAGGAGUGGCUGAAGCAGCCUAACCCCAACACCACCUCGGGCGUCAACGAGAACUUCGACGAACCCGCGUGGCUCGAGUCGACCUACACCUUCUACCGCGCGGACGGGGUUAUGGAAACCAUCCAGGUUAAGGACGUCCUCGACACCAAGAACCUGGGCUACGUGUACUCGCCCGCGCUCAACAGCUGGAACGCCACCAACUCCGUCAAGUCCGGCGUCGCCGGGCGCGUCGCGGCCGCGGCCGCGGCCGCCGCACCCGCGGGCGCCCGCAAGCUGCUCCAGUCCGCGGAGCUCCCGCCCGCGCUCACGGUCGACGAGCUGCUCGCGCAGUACCCUGAGAAGGAGUACACGUACGGCGAGCUGACUCCGAAGCUGGAGGCCCCGGUGCACAUCGGGAGGGGCAUCUCCCACUGGCGCAUCAAGCGCACGCCGACCACGAUCGUCGGCGCGCAGGAGAUCCUCAUCUUCUCCAACAUCUCCGCCCGCAUGGACGAGCGUUCCAUCAUCGAGGUGUGGAUCAACAAGCCGAACGUGACGAUCAAGGACAAGCUGAGCUGGCACUACGCGGGGGCUUUGACCCAGAUCCCUAUGUCCCCCAACAGCAACAACGUCCUCUCCACACAGCUCUACUCCACCGCCAAGAACCGCCCCCUGCAGAUUAACACCGAUCUGUACAACCUGGGCCUGCUCAAGGCUACCGAGCUGCUCAUUACGCUGGUCCCCGUCGAGUACUUUGUCGACGAGCAGAACAAUGCGUUCCGCGCCGCGCCCCAGUUCAGCACCAUCUCUCUGGGCGGAGCGGAAAUCCAUCAAGGAACCCUCAAGUCUUACUUCCAGAAGUAAAACUCGGUUAACUGGUUAACCCUCGUCGGAGGCGGAGAGGAAAACUUGGUUAAGUGGUCAACUUUCGUCGGCGAAAGUCAGGCGAAGAGUGCUUUGCUAACUGGACCGUAAGUUCAGCAGCACGGGUUGGUCGAGAGUCGUCGUCGUUGGAGCCCCCCGAGUCUUAGCGAACCGGGCGGGUUAGUAGUAGGGUUAGGGACGUGGUUUUCCAGUCCCCGGAGCGUGCGUAACCGGGCCGUUUAGUAAGGAUAGAGAUGGGGUAUCAAUCGCGGUCCGUGAAAGUGUUGGCAAGCACGUGGGAGGAAAGGGGCGCAUCGAUUUUCGCCCGUACAGUCUCCUUUCACCGCCGUCUGUUGUGCUCUGCAGAAGUUUCUUAGCGGUUAUACGCCACUUGCAUCCGUCAGCAAUAAAGCGCAGGCGGUCAUUGACCAAGUUGGAAGCAGGUGUUGUAAAACAUUCGUUGCGCUGGUAGCAGGUCAAGUGGGUGCAUUGCUAACGAGUUGCACGGUCGUGUGCUGUCAUUGUUUCGGCUGAAGUACGGUAUGCCAGGUGUCAGUCAAACCAAGACCAUCUUUAUUGUUGAUGCAAGACCAUAUGUAUUUAUGUUCUGAGUUCAACGUCAGUCAAUUUUCCCCUCU